CGUAUUCAUCUUUCUUUGUAAAGUUAUUUAUUAUAGACAAUGCACUUGAAUGAGAUUAUAAAUGAAGGGCCUUCUCCUCCAAGGCCAGUGGUGUUACCAACUGUAUCACCAUCGUCAAAUAUCAGUUUACCACCAAUAUCAGACAUUUUAUCUAUAUCUCAAUUACCUCCAGUGCUGGCACUACAACAAACGGCUACCGCCGUUCAAUAUCCAAAAAUACAACAACAACAACAACAACAACAACCCCCACCACCACCACCACCUAUGCCAAUGUCGGCACCUCCUGCACCACCUGGAGCGGUGCCUUCGCAAUACGCAUUACCUUCUAUUACACAGCAACAGAUGGUCAUGACACCAAUCCCACCACAAUCCCUAGGUACACCUACUAAUACCAAUUACAAAUACUACUAUGAUUAUUACCCCAGUGAAAGUACACUUGAUCGCUCUCCAAUUUCCCACCAUGCUUCACCUGUAUUCUACACGACUUCUCAGGCAGGAGCAAUAGGAUUACCAUCACUUCAAGUUCAACCAUUCCUCAGACAUAAUUCGUAUCCUUGCAAGGAUAAUCACCGCCGAAGAAAUGAUGAUUCAGAUGAUGGUUCCAUAUCGCCACCUCCAAUCAAGAGGAAAACCAGAAACAAUUUACCUAAAGAAAUAACAUUUAUAUUAUUAAAAUGGCUUAACGACCACUUGAAUCAUCCUUACCCAAAUUCCUUUGAAAAGAAUCAAUUAAUGAUGGCUACUGGUUUAAACCAACAACAAUUAAGUAAUUGGUUUAUUAACGCGAGAAGAAGGAAAAUUAAACUGUUGAAAGAACAGAAACGGUUGAAUUUGGUUUGAUUGUAGUUUAGACAUGUUUACCUUUCAAUUCUUUAUUUUAGUUACAAUUAGCUACGUAUUUUCAAUCAAUAUUAUGCCCUGGGUUUC
This is a messenger RNA of Spathaspora passalidarum NRRL Y-27907, 927 nucleotides long. RefSeq names its product transcription factor CUP9 (gene CUP9). The coding region runs from base 40 to 840 and encodes 266 amino acids. Gene Ontology annotation, molecular function: DNA binding. NCBI's taxonomy places the organism in Eukaryota, Fungi, Ascomycota, Pichiomycetes, Serinales, Debaryomycetaceae. The transcript has a single exon. Gene Ontology annotation, biological process: regulation of DNA-templated transcription. The record is from RefSeq and is a predicted model, not a curated record.